Molecule: messenger RNA, 1245 nt
Organism: Eremothecium gossypii ATCC 10895
Lineage: Eukaryota; Fungi; Ascomycota; Saccharomycetes; Saccharomycetales; Saccharomycetaceae
Gene: HST4
Product: NAD-dependent histone deacetylase HST4
Exons: 1
Coding region: 1-1245 (414 amino acids)
Biological process (GO): replication-born double-strand break repair via sister chromatid exchange; negative regulation of transcription by RNA polymerase II; pericentric heterochromatin formation
Cellular component (GO): mating-type region heterochromatin
Molecular function (GO): NAD+ binding; histone deacetylase activity, NAD-dependent
Source: RefSeq, marked provisional
AUGUCCGCUACACGCCACGCAGCGGGGCAACCACGAGUGCAGCAAGCGGCAGAGGUUUGUGGAACGUGCGGGAUGACGGAGGCUACUGGUGGUAUCGGUGUGAAGCGGUACCGGUCGCCGAUGAAGGUGAAGCUGCCGAUCACGCCGCCGUCGAGCGUCAAAAAGAAGCAGACAGAGGCCUGCGACAGCGGGCCGAGCGUGUCCGAGGAGGUCACACCGAAGGAGCUGUUACCGGCGCUGCGCAAGGCGCGGGCUCCGGUGCGGAGGAAGCCGCGGCUGACGUACAGGCCUGCGACGAACUCGGUAUUUCAGCUAGCGCAUUACGUCAGUGACCCGGAGCUGGUGAGCGCGCGGGACGCCGACUUCAUUCGGUAUGCGCUCCAGCACAGUCGGGACAUCGUGGUGGUCACGGGUGCGGGGAUCUCUGUGGCUGCAGGCAUCCCAGACUUUCGGUCCAGCGACGGAUUGUUUGCGACGUUGCGUGGCGGCAAGGUCAAGUCGGGCAAACAUUUGUUUGACUUCAAUCAUGUGUACUCAUCGGACGACAUGAGCAUGCAGUUCAACAGGAUGAUCGUGGACAUACAUGGCAAGAGCCAGCGGUUUGAGCCGACAGAGUUCCAUCGGCUUUUGGACGGGUUAGCGCAGCAGGGGCGGGUGCGGCGGAUUUAUACUCAGAACAUUGACUGUCUCGAGAACAAGCUAGCAAACAUCUCUUCUCUGCAGACCGGCCCGAAGCAGGUUCCAAAGACGAUACAAUUACACGGUAGCAUAAAUCACAUGUGCUGCAACAAAUGCCGAAAGAUAUAUGACAUGGAUCCAACUCUUUUCAAGUGCGGGGAUAAUGAUACCACAGGUGAUGUGAUACCUGUGUGCCCCGAGUGCGAAGAGCUCGAGGCUGUUCGGCGCAUUGCCGGAAAACGAGAACAGGGAGUUGGAAAGUUGAGGCCAUAUAUUGUUCUAUACAACGAAGUUCAUCCUGAAGGUGAGAAGGUGGGUGAAAUUGUGGCCAAGGAUUUACGCUUGAAGUGCGAUUGUUUGAUAAUUGUGGGGACAUCACUACAGAUUCCCGGCGUAAAGACUAUCUGCAGGCAGUUUUGCCAGGCUGUGCGCGCACGGAAGGGGAUCGUGUUGUGGGUGAACAAGGAGCUCCCGACGCAAGCCAUUCAGGAUUUCCUAGGCGGAAUGGAUUUGAUCAUUGUUGGCGACUGCCAGGACCUCACUACACUAGCGCCUUCAUUCAAUUAG